GUCUAUGUCGCCUUUGUAAUGGCUAGAUCCCGGGUGGCUCCGAAGAAACAGUUGUCCAUGCCGCGGUUGGAACUGAGUGCCGCUCUCACUGGUGCACAACUAGCUGGUCUCCUUCAAGCUGAGCUCACGCUGCCCAUCCGAAAGGUUAUUCUCUGGUCGGACUCCACUAUCGUUCUCCACUGGAUCAAGUCAGAAUCUUGCAGUUAUAAAGUUUUUGUGGGCACGCGGGUGGCAGAGAUCCAGAGUCUUACGGAUGGGAGUACCUGGAGAUAUGUGGAUAGUGCGAAUAACCCUGCUGAUGACAUUACCCGGGGCAAGACCUUGAGGGAGCUGUCACGACCACACCGGUGGCACCAAGGCCCUGAGUUUUUACGUCGAUCCGAGGAGCAUUGGCCGACCAGCCCACCAGCAUAUCCAGAGCCAGAGGAUGGUGAGCUGAAGAAAUCAUAUUUCUGUGGACAGGUUAGGGUCAACUCCUGCCCUCAACUUCCUGAAAUCAGCAUGUUCUCCACCUGGAAGGAUCUCAUGAAGGCAACAGCGCGGUCCCUACAUGGGGCGGCUGACCCAAACUCAAGCUCGCCCAGUGAAGCAGACGAUUACAUCAAAGCUGAGAAACUACUCCUGAUGAAGGCCCAGUCAGAAUCAUUCCCAGAGGAGGCCAAGGCACUCAGGUCUGGCAGACCAUUGCCAACCAACAGCCGUUUGAACUCCUUAUCACCCGAAUAUGAUAAGGAUACGGAACUCAUCAGAGUUGGUGGAAGGUUACGAAGGGUUGAGCAGCUGGAGCUAGACACCAUCCACCCAAUCAUACUAGACCCAAAACAUCCUCUGACUAAGCUCAUCAUCCAGGAUUUUGAUGAGACCCUCCUUCAUCCUGGACCAGAAAGAGUGUUGGCUGAACUACGUCGCCGGUUCUGGAUCCUCCGGGGGAGGGAAGCAGUCAGACGGUAUCAGAGGGACUGCAGGCAGUGUCAGGCUUGGCGUGCCAAUCCUUCCAUCCCGAAGAUGGCAGAUCUGCCACCAGCUCGUCUGCGUCUGUAUAAACCACCCUUUUAUUCGACUGGAGUCGAUUGUUUUGGACCCUCUACUGUGAAGAUUGGACGUCGAACAGAGAAGCGUUGGGGCAUAGUCUUCAAGUGCAUGACGACCCGUUGUGUGCAUCUAGACCUCCUCGAGAGUCUUGACACUGACUCAUUUCUGAUGUCGUUAAGGCGCUUUAUUGCCAGAAGAGGCAAACCUUUUGAGCUCCUGUGUGACAACGGGACAAAUUUUGUCGGUGGAGCCCGAGAGCUCCAUGAGGCCUUUGAGACCAUGGCGCCUCAGUUGAAGGAGCGUUUGGCAGAGCAGCAGAUUGCUUUCCGUUUCAACCCCCCCAGUGCUCCUCACUUCGGUGGCGCCUGGGAGAGAGAGGUCAGGUCUGUGAAAACUGCUCUUAAGGUCGUACUCAAGGAGCAGACGGUCCCUGAAACUGUGCUUCAUACGGUCCUUGUGGAAGUGGAAGGCAUCGUAAAUGCUAAGCCUCUCGGCUACGUCUCAUCAGACAUAGCCGAUCCAGACCCCAUCACACCUAACAUCCUGCUGAUGGGACGCUAUGAUGCAUCACUCCCUCAAGUGGUUUACGAUCCCAGCAACCUUAUCGGAAGUCGCAGAUGGAGACAUAGUCAAGUUCUUGUCGACCAUUUCUGGUCCCGAUUCACCCGUCACUACCUGCCUAUCUUGCAAGAGAGACAGAAGUGGCAGAAGGAGGCGGAGUGCCUCAAACCGGACCAAGUGGUGCUCAUAGUUGAUCCUCAGCUCCCAAGAGCUUUAUGGCCUGUUGGUAAGGUAACGACUACUUACCCUGGAGCUGAUGGACGCAUCCGGACUGCUGCCGUUAAGGUCAAAGAUCGAACGUAUAUUCGACCAGUAGCCCGCUUGAUCUCACUACCUAUGCUUGAAGAUGAUAAGGAUCCACGUACCUGAGUGGCCUUCCUACCUUGGAUUCGACUGUCUGUGCAGACAGUCGGGGGCGGCUGUGUUAGAAAGCCCACUGUUUACACGUUAUUUGCUUGGUUGAAGUGUUAUGGUUUGUUUGUAGAUAGUGUUUGCGCUGUGGAAAUUGAUAUGUCCUACGUCAUUGAACUCACCAUAUCUAUGCUGACGCUCCUGUGCCGUGUGCUGCUAGUCUGCCUUUGUAGCUGCUGAUAGCCAGCAUUGUUCCUUGUGUCCUCUCAUCAGCAUCUCGUGGGUUUUGGUUUAUUGCUGUGUGUGAAUGCCAGAAGACCACAGUUGAAUAAAUCUGCUAAACUUGGAAGCUGCCUCCGUGUUCUUUAACCGGAACACACCCACCAUACCUUGCCGCUCUAAAUCAGC
This is a messenger RNA of Pelmatolapia mariae (spotted tilapia), 2352 nucleotides long. RefSeq lists its product as uncharacterized. The coding region runs from base 19 to 1962 and encodes 647 amino acids. The transcript has 2 exons. Gene Ontology annotation, molecular function: nucleic acid binding. Gene Ontology annotation, biological process: DNA integration. The record is from RefSeq and is a predicted model, not a curated record. NCBI's taxonomy places the organism in Eukaryota, Metazoa, Chordata, Actinopteri, Cichliformes, Cichlidae.